Messenger RNA from Fimicolochytrium jonesii, 636 nucleotides. RefSeq lists its product as uncharacterized. Lineage: Eukaryota; Fungi; Chytridiomycota; Chytridiomycetes; Spizellomycetales; Powellomycetaceae. The coding region runs from base 1 to 636 and encodes 211 amino acids. The record is from RefSeq and is a predicted model, not a curated record. The transcript is spliced from 6 exons.
AUGGGAGUAACAAAGCGCAACAUCCUCGCCAAGCCCCGAACAGACCCCACCGGCAAAUACAUCUACGACACGCACCUCGUCAUCCCGUCCACCGCCCGCGAGUCAUGGCCUGUGCUCGGGUACCCGCUCGUGAUUGCGCUUGUGUAUGCGUGGUACAAUUAUUUGACGCUGGAUGCGAAGUUGAGGACGAUUGUUGCUGCUGUUGCUUUUGCGGGGAUUGAGUACAACUUCUAUAGCACGACGAUUGAGACUGUUGAUGGCGACAUCCUUCUCCGCCCCUUCGACCCUCGCUGCCGCAAAGGCCACACGACCUGGCAUCAAUUCUUCGCCAACAUCAUCUUCACGCCGCUCCUGCUCGACAUCUACUUUGCGGUAGUUCCGACGUGGCCGCUUCGUGUGUUGCUGUUCCCGUUCAAUGUCUGGUUGUUGGAGAUUGUUGAGGGCUAUGUCCUCAUGUACUUGUACGGUUACAAUCCCGCCUGGACUUACCGCGGAACCGACGCCUACUUCCACAACAAUAUCAAGCUCGGCUACUGGUACUUCUGGCUGGGCUUGGGUGCCGCUGUUGAAUUGAUCUUUCCGUUCGCGGUGCAGUAUACGCAGGCGGCUGCUGCUGCGUUGAUGCAGUACCUUUAG